Molecule: messenger RNA, 2631 nt
Organism: Spodoptera exigua (beet armyworm)
Lineage: Eukaryota; Metazoa; Arthropoda; Insecta; Lepidoptera; Noctuidae
Source: the annotation of a GenBank genome assembly
GCAAGCAGCGAACGGAAACGCAAACGAACCGACUUCACAAGCUCCGACUUAAAAUCCAAAGAAUAAAGUUUUAAAUAUUAAUUAAAAACAUAAGAGAGCAACGUCUUGUGACAUAGUAAUAUAUGGUUCUAAUAUGUGUUGUGUCUGUAAUCAUAGAAUUAACUGUAAGUGCCUUAUUGUAUGACAAACAAAGUGUCGAUAAAGGCGACAAGUACCUUGUGAUGAAAGUAAUAAAGAGUCAAUAACAACAUGUAUGCAGCACUGUUAACAUUGUCAUUACUGUGUGCACCGCAUCAACUACACGCGGAAGUCGGGGAUACAGAUCUGAACGAACUCUCGGACAAACAGAAUGGAGUUAAGAUAAAUAAAUGCUGCGAACAUAACGAGAUUGUUGUGGACGGAGUAUGUAGACUAGCCGAGAGAUACAACCAGAGUUUAUGGACACCACAAUUUAAGACUGAAGAUGGCAAUGACGCCAAAGUAAAAUAUUAUAAUUAUGUAUUUGGUGUGCCCGACUGUGCCACCACACAACAGAGAGCUAUAUUUGAUUUUGACAAAUCCGAGGACAAGCUUAAUUUAUUAACUGACGGCCGACUACAACACGUUAUUAACCAUACACCAAGCUCUGAUGUUAAAGAAGACCCAGUGUUAAGCAAUUUCAACUUACAUGACAGUAUAUCAAUACCAGAAGUGAAAGAACCAUCAUCUUAUAUACAUAAUCAAGCCAAAUAUUGUAUGGAUAAGAUAUUACUCACACAAAAAGACACGCAAACAAAGAAAGGAGUUAACAUAACGGGCACUUACGCUUUAGUAUGCGUGCCAGAGGUCAAAAUUAACUGGAGAGACACCAAUUUUUUGAUGAAGAAGAUUAUCAAUCCAAUGUUCCAUGCUAUUGCAAUGAUAUUAUACCUACUGGUAGCAGUAAUAUACUUUGUGUUGCCAACACUAAGAGAUUUGGCUGGUAAUAUAAUCACAACCAUAAACAUGUGUUUGAUAGUCAGUCAAGCAGCAGAUUUAGUAAGAAUAUUCACAGAGUUCAGCAACCAUGUGAGCUUCAUGGUCACCGAUAUCAUCCUGUAUAUCAGUCUACUUGCAGCAUUCUUUUGGCUCAACAGUUUCGGAUUUUAUGUGUGGAAAACUUUUAAGUCUCGCAACGUGUUCCUGCGCGUGACAGAUGUGCGCAAAUACUGUUAUUACUCGAGCGUGGUAUGGUUCAGUGUUUUAGUAAUGGCUGUUAUGGCAAUAUGCGCACAUUUUCUCCUCGACACUGGCACCAAUCCUAACAGAAAGACAAGGAUCCAGUUCUCUUCGUCAAUCAUCAUUGACGAUGUUGAACAGGAAACUAUUGGGUUACUCGGUAUCGCGAUAUUCUUCACGCCAGUUGCGUUUACCAUAAUUUUUAAUGUAUUCUUUUAUGUUACGACUUUGAAGAUUAUAAAGAGAAUUAACAUUUAUGGAAGGAUACAUCAUAAACUCAAAGGAUGCUUUAAUUUAUUCCUUCAACUAUUCCUCAUAAUGACGACCGCGUGGCUAUUCUUAUUGUUAUCCUGGCUGAACAUCGACGAAUUGUUAUACGCACACAUCUUUGUGAAUCUAUUCCAAGCAAUUUUAAUAUUCUAUGUGUGCAUAGUACGACAGUCGCAUGUAACGUUUUUGUUGCGCAAGAGUUGUUGCUAUGCGGAGCCUGUGCCUACGGGGGAGUGGGGAGACGAGAUGACUCACAUGAACGGAGGGAAUUACUGACAUAUCACUGUAUAUCAAUUAGAAUCUCAUGAAUAGAUUUAAAAGCCAACAAACAUUAGCUUCACAGUAGAGGCACGAUCUGUAUGAAUGUGACAUAUUUAAAUGUAAUGAAAACGAGCUAUGUUAGAUGUAUGGAUAAGUUAUACUGUAAAAUAUUAUACUCUCAAGUUUCACAGUUAUACAUAAUCUGUGUACAAAUGCGUGUGCCUUGUAUAUGUGCCUCAUACGAUGUAUUAGAAAAACCAAUUUAGUAUUUAAGAUUGUUUCCCUGUAUUUCAAUGCCUCUCUGUAUUAUUAAUAGUAUUUUAACUAACUGUGAUUUUCAUGUGUAUCGAAACAGAGUGUCUUAGAAACAGUAUACCAGUUAACUUAUAGUUUUGGCAGCAGAAUAUACAAACUUAUUGGAGUUAAGAAUUUAGGAAAAGUUGUUUUAAAAUGUGUAAGUUAUUAACUAAUACUUGGGAUGAUCUCUCGUCAUAAGGAAUUGAUUGCUCACAAAAGAUACUUAAAUUCGUUUAGGAAAUUAACCAAAAUUAAAAUUACUAACACUAACAAAAUGAUAUUAUUGUCAUAUGCGACAAAAGUAACAUAGUAUGUUGAUUAAGAAUCUCAUCGAUGUUGGAACAAACAACUAAAACGUGCCUAUUUUAUUCUAUCUCUAUUUUCAAAAUAUGUCCGUCCUUUUUCUGUAUUAAGCAGCUGUAGUUGGUUAGUGAAUUUAUAUACAUAGAUAUGUAUGUAUCAGUUGCGCUUUUGCACUAAUAAAAAUAAAUAUGUCAUUUUAUAUCUUCUAUAUAUUUACUUUGACUUUAUUUUACUCGAAACUAUACGAUGACAAAACGCAUUUAAAAAUAUUUUGUAAUUCAUUUUUGAUUUACUUUAAUAAAC